Messenger RNA from Zonotrichia leucophrys gambelii, 916 nucleotides. RefSeq names its product mitochondrial ribosomal protein L41 (gene MRPL41). Bases 307 to 714 code for a protein of 135 amino acids. Gene Ontology annotation, molecular function: structural constituent of ribosome. NCBI's taxonomy places the organism in Eukaryota, Metazoa, Chordata, Aves, Passeriformes, Passerellidae. The record is from RefSeq and is a predicted model, not a curated record. Gene Ontology annotation, biological process: translation. The transcript has a single exon. Gene Ontology annotation, cellular component: mitochondrial large ribosomal subunit.
GCGGUGUGCGGAGGCGGGAGCGCCGCGGGGCCGCUCUGGGCCGUGAGGGGAACUCGGCCCCGGCACCGUUCGGGGAGCUCCCGGUGCUCGCAGGGACCGGCUCCGCCUCCGCUGGGCUGCCCGGGUGCUCUCCGGGACUCGCUAAUUCCGCAGGGACCGCUCCGGUCUCUCUGAGCUGCCGGCUGCCCUCAGGGACCGGCCCGGCUCGCUGAGCCCCCGGUGCCCUCAGUGCCCGGUUCCAGCCCCGCUGAGCCCCCGGUGCCCUCAGGGCCCGGUUCCAGCCCCGCUGAGCCCUCGGUACCCGGCAUGGGGCUGCUGACCCAGCUGGUCCGCGGGCUGGUGCGCGGCGCCGACCGCCUGUCGCCGUUCACCAGCAAGCGCGGCCCGCGGAGCCACAACAAGGGCCGCGGUGCCAAGAAGCUGGGCGUGCUCACCCGCAACAAGAAGUUCCUCCUCGUCAAGGAGAUGGUGCCCGAGUUCGUCGUGCCCGACCUGACGGGCUUCAAGCUGCGGCCCUACGUGUCGUACCGCGCCCCCGAGGGCUCCGAGCCGCCCAUGACGGCCAAGCAGCUCUUCGACCAGCUGGUGGCUCCGCGCAUCGAGAAGGACGUGAAGGACGGCACGUUCGACCCCAACAACCUGCAGAAGUACGGCUUCGAGCCCACGCAGGAGGGCAAGCUCUUCCAGCUCUUCCCCAAGAACUACGUGCGGUAGGGAGCGGGCGGUGAGACCGCUGGGCAACGCGGGACAGGCUCCGUCACUGGACAGCAAAGCAAAUCCUUCUGCCUUGGAAAUCUGCGGUGUGACUGAGACAGCUGUGCCUGGUGAGCAGAGCCCUCUCUGCGGUUCUGAGGAUGAGGAGUCCAUCAUGUUUCUAAAUAAAAAGUACUGCAAAGUUUAAGAAUUAAACUUUAAA